UCAGGUAUACUAUGAAUGUUGACUGUCAGUUUUUUAAGGAGCAUCUAAAGAAUGGUUUACCGUACAAAUAUGUAGUGUAUUCCCCUAAAGUGAGAAAAGUUGGCCAUCAGUUUGAAUACUUACAUGGGGCUCCUAAUGAGAAUCCUCGUAAGAAUCGAGUAUUAAAAGUUCCUCAAGAGAAAUUAAAAGAAGAAGGCUAUUAUAGGCAGUUUGACACGAUGAUCCUUCCUCAAGUUAAGGCACGAACUUCUAGGAAUGUUGUCAGGAAGGUUUGGGAUUAUAUGUGGAAGUCAGAAUCUGAAGAUACAAUUACUGUUCCUACCCCUGCUGUAAUGAGGUCUCAGUGUAUGGAUAUUCACUUGCAACCCAUAAAGAAUAUUCUUAUUGAGGGAAAAUUUGGCUCAGAAUAUAACAUUCAGAGAGCAAUAGAUGGAUGUGUAGCAUUGUUUAAGUGUAUGUAUGUACAGUGGGUUGAUUCCAGCUAUAAUCCAUGUUAUAAAUGGCUCGUGGAGGAAGUUAGCCCAUAUGUCAAGGAGUGGUUUGAAUGCAUUGCAUUGGAGCUGCUUACAUCAGACACACUUGAAUCCCAUAAUCGAGUUGUUUCUGGUGUAAUAAUUGCCUGUUGUCUAAGGAAUUUAAUAAAAGUACAUCCUUUUGAAAUCACACCAGACAUGAAAUUGAGUUUAUUGCAAGUGAUGAGUUUGACUGUAGAUAAUGGACAGAAGGAGCUGAAUUUUUUGAGAAGCAUGAUUACAACACCAGAAGCGAAGAAUUAUAUUACUGAUGCUGUUCUUUAUUAUCUAAGUGCUCUUAUUGAAUCUGGAAAACCAGAAUUUGCAAUCAUCAUCAUCAAAGCAUUGCCACUUUAUAAUUUCUUAUUUGAUUCCUCUGAGCCUUAUCAGCAAUUAAAAAUUUCCUCGCUAAAUGAAAUAAAGUGGGACAAUCCUUUGUUAUUAUUAUCAAAACUAAAGCAUACUUUGAAUGAUAUAAGAUUUAUUGAGAAAAAUACUGGAGACAUUCAGAGAUUAUUUCAAUUUGAUUCGCACCUCUUGAUGUUAGUACCCUAUAUUUGUCCUCGAAAAGAAACAAGUCUACUAUGUGACAUACUCCCUCUUCAUUUAGCGAUUGUUUGGCUUAUCGAGAGACUCAAUUUACAUUCAGAAACUCAUAAUUUGCGGCUGUCAUCAAUUUCUGAUCAUAAAAUGGAAUUUUGUUUCAAAAAGCCACUAGCUUGCAUUAUGUUCAGACUUUUUGAGACAGAAAUAACCAGUAUUGAUGAACUUUCUUGCAUAUCUAGUGCUGCUUAUUGCCUUCUUGAUAGUUUUAAAGACAGGUUGAAUGAUUCAAAAAAUGCAAAGAUUUUAGUUAACAAUACUAUUUCCCUUUUUAUACACAUUCUUCACAAAGCCAAGACAUGUCCCAAAAAGUCAAAUGAUCAACAAAACCUAUGCCAAAUUCAAAUUAUUACUGUGACUGAUCUACUUAAAUUUUGGAUUCAGUGCAAUGAUGUUAUUGGUGGCAAUCCUUAUUUUGGUGGAGGACUGAGAUAUGGACAUUAUACUUCAUCAGUACAAGGACUAAAGAAAGAAGA
Molecule: messenger RNA, 1591 nt
Organism: Amphimedon queenslandica
Lineage: Eukaryota; Metazoa; Porifera; Demospongiae; Haplosclerida; Niphatidae
Exons: 7
Source: RefSeq, a predicted model, not a curated record